AUGCCUCUUGAGCGCACGCAGUCAACGGCAAGCAGGCCGCUCGACCGCACUGAAUCGCACGCAUCGGCUUCUCGCUCCGCCUCCUUCGCAACCGCUGGUGAUCAUCAGGGCCACCACCACGACCAAGAAGACAGCGAUGACGAUGUCGAAGAUUCAUUCGGCAUCAACAAUCCUGUCGAGGGUGAAGAUGGAGGUGAUCAAGUGCGACAAUUGGCCCCGCCCGUCAUCGUAGUCGCCAAUCCUCCCCCCGAUGACGCCCGCAAGCUCAUGCUCAUCGCCAAAAGUCGCCCCGAGAAGCUAUGGCAGACACGUAUGCUGCAACUAUUGAACCCAGCAAUGGCCCUCUGGGAUAUCAAUGCGGCAGGCAUCACAUACGACCUGCCUCAGUGGCUCCUCAACACAGCUGCGAAAAAGGACUGGCCCAUCAUCCGCUGGGCCCGCCUCAACGUGGCUGACGACUCGUGGCGGUGUGAGGCAAGGGCGAAUAUCCUCUAUGAGACUGUCGAUGGCGAUCUUGCCUUUGCUCGCGGCUGCGCCCGUUGCGAGGCGAAGCAGCAGCCGUGCCUCUGGCGCGGAGAUGCGUUCGACUCGUGCCAGGCGUGUGUCAAGGGCAAGGCAUUCUGCGGCUGUGGUGGCCGAGUCUCGGUCAAGUUCAUCGACGAAUUCCUUGACCACUUGCACGUCCACCACGGCCUAGAUCGCAAUCCAAUCGGGUCUACUUGUGAGCCUCUGGUCCCCAAGCGGUACUUCCGAAGCUUUGAUGGCCAAGCCUACAAGCACCCGGCCAAGAAGCUUGGACUUGAUGGUCUGCCUCCAAAGGAGGCCUACAAGCUUUGGGAGCGCAAAGAGUGGGAGCCGAUUCAGGCCAAGGGCAAGAAGCGGGCGUCCGAGUCCUUUGAAUCGACCACAGAGCGCAACAAGAGGCGUCGAGAGGAGGCAGAGCUCGUGGAGGAGGCGGAGAGGCGAGAGGCGUUGGCACUGCGCACCCGCCUCAGCAACCAUGAUAGCCAAUGUCGCCAGCAAGUGGCGAGGCAUCAAGAUGGGGGUGAUGGGAGGGCGGAGGGCAGCCAGCAACCUCAGGGAGGGUGGAGGCAGCAGGGGCGCUUCCCAACAUCCCCACGCUCAAGACCUUUCUUCUCAUCUCGUGAAGAAGCAGAGGUAGUAGACGCGGGCGCGUACGUACACCAGCAGCAGCCGCUUGCCCUUCCUUGA
Messenger RNA from Jaminaea rosea, 1212 nucleotides. RefSeq lists its product as hypothetical. Lineage: Eukaryota; Fungi; Basidiomycota; Exobasidiomycetes; Microstromatales. Bases 1 to 1212 code for a protein of 403 amino acids. The record is from RefSeq and is a predicted model, not a curated record. The transcript has 4 exons.